CAUUCUUUGAAGAAGAAGAAGAUCAUUUUGCCUACAAAUGAAGAAGUUUGUGAAAAUUUCUACAUAUCUAGAGUUUUUUUCACUUUGUUAUUGAAAGUUUUUCAACAAAUAGUAAAUUUCGCUUCUCAUUGUAUUAAUAAAUAUAAAUUGUGCUGAAAAUGUAUAAGGAAGUGGCGUAAAUAAGUAGAAACUCAGUGCGAGUGCGAAAAAUUAUAGGUGCUGCCUUGCGUUGACUUAUUGUUGAUUGCAAUUGUUGGGGAAAAUAUCUCGGCGUUGAUAUUGAAGGAGGCGCGGCUGCAGCACUGAUUUCGUCGCAAAGGAACGCAAUGCUGGAGUAAUUUUUAACCUGCCAUUUAUCGUUGCCAUCACUCUGACUCACUCUGCACCGUUCGUUGUGAGUCGUAGAGCACCUCUGCAUACAGCAGGCCAAAAUAUAUAUAGUAUGUACAUAUGUAUUCUUGUCAAAUACCAACGUCAUCGUUGAAACGCAUUUGCUCAAAAACUAUUAUUAACCGAAAUUAAUAGUGUGUUUACAUUUAUUAUCUGUGCUAACGUCAUCAUCAAAGCGAAACCUCAUCAUUCGCUAAUUUUGUGUGUGCUCACAGCAUUAAAUUAACAUUUCAACAUACAAAUAUACAUAUGUACAUGUAUAAUUAACCUCGCAUACGUCAUCAACUACAUUGCACGCGCCAGAAAACUAUUGAAAAAGAAAUCGCAAAAAUAUCGCUGACAAACUAGUUUACUCUACUCUACUCAAUAACGUGCGUGUGUGUGCACCUUAAGCGCGAGACAUUUAAUUAAUUUCUUAAAAUAUUAUUGUAAACAAAUCAUACAAAGAAACAUAUUCAGCAAAAAAAAAAAUUAAAUAAAACAAAUAUUUACUCGCUUUGGCCUACAAACUAUGGCAGAUUUAAUGCGUCUAGGGAAUGUGGAUGCUGGCAUACAUAAGGAUAAACUUGGUUCACCGACUGGCGGCUUGGAUGACGGUAAUUUAGCUGCUUUUGGUAUAAGCGCUGCACUAAUGGCUACAGGAGGUAUCGAUAUGGGUGACUUGGCCCAGGAAUUAGAUCAGGAUGAGUUUGACGGACCGAAUAUGUUGAAUGGUGAGCGUCCAGCCAUCAUUGCUCCACCGGAGAGUGAAUGGUAUCAUGGGCGUUUGGAUCGUUAUUCCGCUGAAUCGCGUCUACGCGGAACUGGCAAACUGGGCAGUUAUUUGGUACGUGAAAGCGAUCGCAAGCCUGGUUCGUAUGUAUUAAGUUAUUUAGGACGCACUGGCAUUAAUCAUUUUCGCAUUACUGCGGUGUGUGGUGAUUUCUAUAUUGGCGGACGUCAAUUCGUUUCGCUGAGCGAUCUCGUUGGCUACUACACCUCAUGCAGUGAUUUGCUGAAACGUGAACGCCUGGUGCUGCCGGUGCCACCGCCGGAGCCGGUCAAUGAUAAGAAACGUGUUGUGGCGCAUUUACCCUAUACCAAAAUGGCUGACACCGAUGAGUUGAGCUUUCAAAAGGGCGAUAUAUUUUUUGUACAUAAUGACAUGGGUGACGGUUGGCUGUGGGUGACCGCACAUCGCACUGGUGAGCAGGGUAUGAUCUUUCGUGAACUAGUCGAAGAUUUGGAUCCCGUAAUCGAUCCAAAUACGGUCUUUCCAUGGUUCCAUCCGAAUUGCACCAAGAAUGAAGCGGUCGACAUGCUGGUGAAAGCCGGUCCAGGCAGCUUUCUGGUGCGCCCAAGCGAUAAUUCGCCCGGCGAUUAUUCGCUCUUCUUUCAUAUAAACAAUCAAAUUCAACGCUUUCGCAUUGAAAAGAAAGGCGUGCGUUAUCUGAUGGGCGGACGCACUUUCGAGUGCUUGGAUGCAGUGAUCAAUCGUUAUCGCAAAGAGCAAAUCGUCGAAGGUCACUCACUCAGUCAUCCAGUGGUAAACGGUUCACAGCCUGAAUUCAAUCAACAGUUUGUGGUGGAGAAGGCAGCCGAAAAAAUAUAUGCCACACUGCGCGAAUGUCGUGAUCAAAUCGGUCUGAAGAAGAUAAAGGGCAUCAAACAUCACGGCCAUUUGUUUAAGAAGUCUGAUAAAACCGCCAAAUGGAAACAACUGUACUUUGCGCUUAUCAGCGAGGGCAGCGAAACACAUCUCUGCUUCUAUGACAAUCCGAAAAAGACUAAGCCGAAGGGUCUUAUCGAUCUAUCGUGCGCGUAUCUAUACCAGUGCCAUGAAUCGCUUUGGGAGCGGCCAUAUUGUUUUCAAAUAGUCGAGCGCGCUCUGCCCUGCUUGGCUAACAAUACGUAUCUGUGCGCCACGCAGGAGACGUACGUGGAAUGGAUUAAUGCGCUCAAAGCGCAGUGCAGUUCACAAUUCAGUCGUGCGCAAAUCAAAGUGCCGUGUUUGCGCGAAUUGCGCUGCCUCAAUUUGCAUGUGCUCGAGGCGCAUAAGCUGCCAUUCAAAUUGGUGCCGCAUCCGUAUUGCAGCAUCUCGCUGAAUCAAGUGAAGGUGGGCAAGACGCGUGUGAAGAUCGCGCCCGAUCCAGUGUGGGAGGAGGAAUUCGUGUUGGACGAUGUGCCGCCGGAUGUGGUCUCGCUCACAAUUACGCUCAUUUCGCGUGGUAAGCGUGGCAAAGACUCGGAAGUCGCCGAGCUCACCAUCGAUUUGGCCAGUUUGAAGAACGGCCAAGAGACGGAGGGCUGGCAUCAGCUCGCCGGCAUGACACCCAUGGGCGAGUGGGGUUCAUUGCGUUUGCGCAUGCGCUAUUUGGACGACUUGAUUAUGCCCUGCGAGGAGUACAGUCCGUUGCAGGAGCUGCUGCUCGAGCCUGAAUUGUGCGUGGUUAAAGCAUUGGCCGAACUGUGUCAUAAUGAUCGCGUGCCGCUCGCUACGGCGUUACUACGCGUAUUCCGUCACGAAAAACGAGAGACGGAGCUAAUACGCAUACUCUGUCAAGCGGAAAUCGCGCGCGAAAACGAAACGACCACACUUUUCCGCGGCGCCUCGCUGGCCACCACGCUAAUGGAUCUGCACAUGCGCACCGAGUGCUCGGGUUUCUUGAACGCAGCCGUUUCGGAGACGGUGCAGCGCAUACUCGACAGCAAGCAAUCGGCCGAACUCAAUCCCACCAAGAUGGAUGUGAACGAUGAUGCUUGCUCGAAUGCCGAAUUCCUGUUGCAGAUACUCGACUCGGUGACGCAUUCGAUAUUCACCUCGCCCGAGGCGUGCCCACGCAGUGUGCGCUACAUAUGCAAUUGCCUGCAGAAGGCGGUCGUCGCCAAGUGGCCAACUGAGCGCUUGGUGCGCACACGCGUUGUCUCCGGCUUCAUAUUCUUACGUCUGCUGUGUCCGUCAUUACUGAACCCACGUCAGUUUGGUUUGGUUAGCGAGACGCCACCAACCAUGGCCACGCGUUCUCUAAUUAUGGUAGCCAAAUGCUUGCAGAAUCUAGCAAAUCUCAUUGAAUUCGGCGGCAAGGAACAAUACAUGGAGGUGGUCAAUCCAUUUAUAUUGAAGAACAAGGAACGAAUGAUAGUCUUUCUCGAUCAAUUAUCACUGGUCACGGAUCCAAAUCCACCGCCAGGCAUGUUCAGCGAACAAAACUCCAAUCACACCGUGCAGGAUACUGGUCGCGAACUGGCUACACUCCAUCACAUUUGCGUCUCCUACUUGCCGGAGUUGCAAGGUCUCUCGAAUAUACUCUCCAUUAAGAAGUUGGUCACCGUCACCGAUAUGCUGACAAAACACAAGCUGAAAUAUCGCGAGAAGAUUAGCUAAGAUGAAAGUUAUGAUGAUGUCAAUAACUCCUGGAGGAUAAUAGCCAAACAGUAACAUAACAACAACAACAACAAAAGCAGCAACUGUCACCAAAAGUCAGAGCGUCAGUGCGAAGGGGAGAUGAGAGUGCACAGUUGAAUUUAGCAAAUUAAUAAGCAACACCAAAACCAAUAAUUAAUUAUUUAUACAAUAGCAACAACAAUGGAUAUCGUAAAUGCAAUGCGUGUGUGAAUUCUGUAAACGCAAGACAUAAAACAUAACCUAACCUAACACAUAAGUAGAAAUUAGGAAAUAGUAGUCGAAACAGUGAGCAAAAUGCUGGUCACAAAAACAAAAACAAAGAAAAAUAUUUAAUUCAAACAUAUUUUGCAUUUGUAACGCAAGCGAAGAGUCGAACUAACUGUACUUUGUUUUGCAUUUUCGCCUAAGCGCGCGCUUUCGCAAGCAAUUGCUUAGCAUUAUGAAAAAGUAUUGUUUUAAGGCUGUAAACUCAAAUUAACUUUUUAUACUUUCGAAAAUUCGUAAACUUGUCGAAAUUUUGUGGUUUUCGUGCGGUUGGAGCGCCACUCACUUGUUUCCACCACUCACUUGUGAAAAGCUGCUCUUCAAGCAAAUGCCGUUGCCUUUUUUGUAUCAAAUAUUUGUAUAAAUAGUAUUGUAAACGACAUUUUCGUCUUACAUGUGUUUUCGAAGCCAUCUUCAGCUUUCUUUUUAUUUGGUUUGGAAUUACUUGUUGUUUCUUUUAUUUUUAUUUUUUUUUCGAUUUAUUUUUUGUGCUAAAAUCUUUGUUAUUCGCAACGCGCUUCCGUCUGCUUCAUUUGCACAAAUUUUCUUUGCAUUGCAGCAAUCGUAUUUACUUUCGCAUUUAGCUAGACACUCGGCGCUCUCUUCCUUACUUUAGUAACGCGUAAAAUAUAUUUUUUUAUUACUUGUACAAUUUAAAGUUUUUAUCAAGUGAAUUUUCGCUUCUAAUAAAUACAUAAAUACACCUUUUAUCCGAAAACUAUUUUAAUAUAAA
Molecule: messenger RNA, 4772 nt
Organism: Zeugodacus cucurbitae (melon fly)
Lineage: Eukaryota; Metazoa; Arthropoda; Insecta; Diptera; Tephritidae
Gene: vap
Product: ras GTPase-activating protein 1
Exons: 10
Coding region: 902-3754 (950 amino acids)
Biological process (GO): regulation of GTPase activity
Molecular function (GO): protein binding
Source: RefSeq, a predicted model, not a curated record